AAUAUACAUGUACUUUUUGCCAAAUCAUAAAUCAAGCAUAUCAAUAUGUCUGCGCCCAUGGAAUUAUUUUUGUUCCUGGGAAAAUCUUGUUAACUUCGUUAAUCUAAGCAAUGUCAUUUCGUUUGCAACGAAGAUGAUACAAAAUUAAACUAUGGCAAGAAAAUCUGACAAUAUGAAACCUGCUGCAGGCAGCAAUGAUUUUAUAGAAGCUCGUUUAUUUCCUUCACGAAAUGAUUGUGUUUACACAAGUUGCUAUUGUGAGGAAAAUGUAUGGCAUCUAUGCAGUUCAGUGAGAGAUACGCAACCAGAAGAACUAGGAAAAUGUUUCUGUGUUUUUAUAUCAAACCAUUCCCAAACAAUACCAUUGUGGGAGCAAACAGCCAGCAAUAGAGAAGAUGGGCUUGUUGUCUGGGAUUAUCAUGUGAUAUUUAUUCUCAAGGGAUCGGAUGGUAGCAGCGUAUAUGAUUUAGAUACCAGACUUGAUUUCCCCUGCCCAUUUCAACAGUACGUCAGACAAGGAAUACAGUCUUGUGCCAGUUUAAAACCCGAGUUUCAGAGGUUGUUCCGAGUGAUACCAGCGGAAGAAUUUUUAUCAACAUUUGCUUCAGAUAGAUCUCAUAUGUUGGAUGAUGAUGGUAAAUGGUUGAAACCUCCUCCAGCUUAUCCUUGUAUAAAAACACUAGACUCCGCAAACAAUAUAAAAGAAUUUAUGAGUAUGGACCCUAAAGUUGGAGUAGGAAAAGUAAUGGACUUUUGGCAGUUCUGUGAUAAUUUCCUGGAAAAGAAAGACAACUCCUGAUAGUGUGCAUGAUAGACUUUGCAGCAGUUUUGAGCAGCUGCAUGAUUUUUACAGACAUUUCCAAAACUAUUCUCUACUGUAGUGAACACUUAGAGACAUGAUGUUGAGAUACUAUGACUUUUUUAUACGCACGUUUUUAAAAAAACGGACGUAUUACCGGUAUGUGAUCUCCAUCGGUCCGUCAUAAUACGUGUCCGGAGCAUAACUUCAUAACCUUUAAAGAUAUUGACUUUAAAUUUGGUAUAUAGGUAGAUGGCAAUGAGAUGAUGUGCAGAGCACUUGAACCGGCUCUGUAGGUCAAAGUUCAAGGCCACAAAUUGAGCUCAAAUGUCAAGUCAUAUUUCGUGUCCGGAGCAUACAAGGUAUUGACUUCAAACUUUGCACAUAGGUAGGUAGUGAUGAGAAAAUAUGCAGAGAACAUGAACCUGGUUUGUAGGUUUAAGGUCAAGGUCACAAUUUGAGCUCAAAGGUCAAAUUUGUUUGUUAUAUUUAGCAUUCAAACCAUUCAAGGUAAUGAUUUUUUAACUCAACUAUUCAAAGAAUAUGUAGAGCUAUUGGACUCGGCAUUCUGAUUUGGGUAAGUUUUUGUAUGUAAGCUGGUAUCUCAGUAUUACUAACCACUUGUGGGAAUGAAUUGAAACUUCACACACUUAUUCACUGUGCUAAACUGACUUACAUUGCAUAGGUUUCAAAACUCUUUUUGCUUUUUUACAAAAUUAUGCCCCUUUAUUGACUUAGAAAUAUUUGGUUAAGGUUUUAUAUGUAAGCUGGUAUCUCAGUACCCACUAAUGAGAAUGGAUUAUAACUUCACACACUUGUUCACUGUGAUGAUCUGACAUGAGUGCACAGGUUCCAUAACUCUAAUUUGUAAGUUUACAAAGUUAUGCCCCUUUUUGGACCUAGCAGUUUUUUGGUUAAGUUUUUGUAUGUAAGCUGAUAUCUCAGUGCCUACUAAUGUGGGAAUGGAUUGAAACUUCACACAUUUUGUCCAUUGUCAUGUGCUGAUAUGUAUUUUACAGGUUCCAUAACCAUGUUUUGCAAUUAUACAAAAUUAUGCCCCUUUUUAGCUCGACUAUUCAAAGAAUAGUCUAGCUAUUCUACUCACCCUGGCGUCGGCGUUGGCGUCGGCGUCACACCUUGGUUAAGUUUUUGCAUGCAAGUACAUACAGCUAUCAUUUAAAGGCAUAUAGCUUUGAAACUUAUUUAUUCUUUUUCUAGGUCAAUUACCAACCUCACUGGGUCAAGUUCCAUAACUCUAACAUGUAUUUUGAGCAAAUUAUGCCCCCUUUUGGACUUAGAAAAUUCUGGUUAAAGUUUUACAUGCAAGUUACUAUCUCCAAAACUAAUGUAGAUAUUGGAUUGAAACUUCACAUGUGCCUUCGUGGUUAUAAAACUAGUUGAUAGCACCAAGUCCCAUAACUCUGACUUUCAUUUUGGCCAAAUUAUGCCCCCUUUUGGACUUAGAAAAUUCUGGUUAAAGUUUGGCGUGCAAGUACAUACAGCUAUUACUAAAAGGCAUAUAAAUUUGAAACUUAUUUUUUCUUUUUCUAGAUCAAUUACCUACCUCACUGGGUCAAGUCCCAUAACUCUGACAUGUAUUUUGGCCAAAUUAUGUCCCCUUUUGGACUUAGAAAAUUCUGGUUAAAGUUUUGCGUGCAAGUACAUACAGCUAUUACUAAUAGGCAUAUAGAUUUGAAACUUAUUUUUUCUUUUUCUAGAUCAAUUACCUACCUCACUGGGUCAAGUCCCAUAACUCUGACAUGUAUUUUGGCCAAAUUAUGUCCCCUUUUGGACUUAGAAAAUUCUGGUUAAAGUUUUGCGUGCAAGUACAUACAGCUAUUACUAAAAGGCAUAUAGAUUUGAAACUUAACAUAACUUAUUUUUUCUUUUUCUAGAUCAAUUACCUACCUCACUGGGUCAAGUCCCAUAACUCUGACAUGUAAUUUGGGCAAAUUAUGCCCCCUUUUGGACUUAGAAAAUCCUGUAUAAAGUUUUACAUGCAAGUAACUAUCUCCAAAACUACUACAGAUAUUAAAUUGAAACUUCACACGUGUCUUCGGGGUUAUAAAACUAGUUGAUAGCACCAAGUCCCAUAACUCUGACAUGUAUUUUGGGCAAAUUAUGCCCCCUUUUGGACUUAGAAAAUCCUGGUUAAAGUUUUGCGUGCAAGUACAUACAGCUAUUACCAAAAGGCAUAUAGCUUUGAAACCUAUUUAUUCUUUUUCUAGGUCAAUUACCAACCUCACUGGGUCAAGUUCCAUAACUCUUAACAUGUAUUUUGAGCAAAUUAUUCCCCCUUUUGGACUUAGAAAAUUCUGGUUAAAGUUUUACAUGCAAGUUACUAUCCCCAAAACUAAUGCAGAUAUUGAAUUGAAACUUAACAUGUUUCUUCGGGGUUAUAAAACUAGUUGAUGACAUCAAGUCCCAUAGCUCUGAUAUGUAUUUUGGUCCAAUUAUGUCCCCUUUCUAACUUAAAACUCUUUUGAUAUUUCACAUUUUGGGUAAUUAUUUCCUGCUUCUGUGACAAUAUUUCGAAUAGUCGAGCUUGGCUGUCUUACGGACAGCUCUUGUUAGACCUAAUAUUCAUUCAGUUGACAACGCUGUUGAAUAGGCGAGCGUUGCUGUCCUCCGACAGCUCUUGUUUUCCAUGCAAGCAUACUCCUAAACCCCUCUAAUUUGUCCUGAUCCCCAUCCAGUUCAGCUUAGGCUCAUUUAUCUUUUGGUCCGAGAGCUCACGGACUUUUAUUGCAACAAUUGAGGCCAAAAGAAGUUUAUACGUUUUUGGAAACAAUAUGUCUUAUCCUGCAUGAAAACCUAUUUCUUAAGUGUCAAAGCCGUGCCUAUCUAUAUUUUGUUCACUUAUGUUUGUGAUAGGGGAGGUAAAACUCAAUUGUAAAAAUAUUAGGGGGUAGGGUAAAGUUUAGGUCUACCAGUUUUUUCACUGAUUAAUUACAGUAACUAUCUGAUUGUCAGUAAAUGUAUAUAUGUCCAACAAUGACAGCAAUAAGAAAUUCAUCAAAAAGAACUUAAGGGCAAACUGGAUAUUCAAGGUCAAGGGACAGAUUCAUGUAAAAAUCACAAAAAUUGGCAUGUUUGAAAUUUAUUUUUAUUCUUAAAAAAUAGUUUGUUAUCAUAUGUCACUCAUCUUUAUUAACGUAAUGUGUGUAUAUCAGCCAAAAUCAGAAAUGCAAAUUUUAUUGCAAAAAGUCAAGGUCAACCCCGAUAAUUGAAGGUCAAAGUUCAUUUUUAUGUAAAAAUGUGAAAAUUAUUACCUUAACUUUUUCUAAUCUGAUUAAUAUGUUUUCACAUUAUUAGUCACUGAAGUUAAUUCGUUUUAAUGUUUUUAUGUCAGGCAAAGUCAGCAGUGCAGAUCUAACCCUAAAAUGCCAAGAGUAAAGCUAAUAUCAAGGGUCAAAGGUCAAAGUUGUGUGAAAAAUCGCAUGAAUAGCUUCCUGUUUGAAAAAUAACAGAUAUGUAUUAAUCAUUAUAAGUAAUUGCUCAUGAUUUAUUUUAAUGUAUGUAUGUCUCACAAUGUCAGUAAUAAAGAUAUCGUCUAAAAUCAGACAAGUUCAAAUGUAAUAUUAAGGGUCAAAGGUCAUUUUCAAGUAAAAGAAUGAAAAAAACAUAGCUUUUUAACUUUUCUCUUUAUUAACAAUAUCUUGUCGAUCUAGUCAAAGAUAUCAGUUCAUUUUAAUGUAUAAAUGUUAGGCAAUGUCUGGUAUGCACAUAUAAUUUCAAAACAUUCAAGGUCAAGCAUAAUAUGAAAGGUUAAAGGUCAAAAAGUGAGUAAAAUGUUGCAAUAAUAUCACAUAUUUGUAAUAUUCUUUAUUGUUUAAAGGUAUAUGUUUUGUCAUUUCAGUAACUGAUCAUUGUUCAUUUUACUGUAUAU
Messenger RNA from Mercenaria mercenaria, 4688 nucleotides. Its product is annotated as protein N-terminal glutamine amidohydrolase-like. The transcript is spliced from 6 exons. Gene Ontology annotation, molecular function: protein-N-terminal asparagine amidohydrolase activity; protein-N-terminal glutamine amidohydrolase activity. Bases 152 to 799 code for a protein of 215 amino acids. The record is from RefSeq and is a predicted model, not a curated record. Gene Ontology annotation, cellular component: cytosol; nucleus. NCBI's taxonomy places the organism in Eukaryota, Metazoa, Mollusca, Bivalvia, Venerida, Veneridae.